Molecule: messenger RNA, 3864 nt
Organism: Mastomys coucha (southern multimammate mouse)
Lineage: Eukaryota; Metazoa; Chordata; Mammalia; Rodentia; Muridae
Gene: Enam
Product: enamelin
Exons: 8
Coding region: 1-3864 (1287 amino acids)
Source: RefSeq, a predicted model, not a curated record
AUGUUGCUGCUUCAGUGCAGAAAUACGGCUUCUCUUCCAAAGCCAUGUGACUUGGCACCAAAUGUAAAGAUGAGUCUCCUUGUUUUCCUGGGUCUGCUUGGUGCCUCUGCUGCUAUGCCAUUCCAGAUGCCAAUGCCCCGAAUGCCUGGAUUUAGCAGUAAAAGUGAAGAGAUGAUGCGAUAUAAUCAAUUCAACUUUAUGAAUGCCCCACCAAUGAUGCCUAUGGGCCCAUAUGGAAAUGGUUUGCCAAUGCCUCCACACAUGCCUCCACACAUGCCUCCGCAAUACCCUCCAUACCAGAUGCCCAUGUGGCCUCCACCAGUACCCAAUGGAUGGCAGCAACCCCCAAUGCCCAAUUUCCCAAGCAAGACUGACCAAACCCAGGAGACCACCGCCAAACCCAACCAGACCAAUCCACAAGAGCCACAGCCACAAAAGCAGCCUUUAAAGGAACCACCAAAUGAAGCAGCACGGGCCAAAGAUGAAGCCCAGCCAUUCCCACCAUUUGGCAAUGGGCUUUACCCCUAUCAACAACCACCAUGGCCAAUUCCACAGAGGGGACCACCAACAGCAUUUAGACAGCCAAAGUUCAGCAACGAAGAAGGAAAUCCUUACUAUGCUUAUUUUGGAUAUCACGGUUUUGGGGGUCGUCCUUAUUACUCAGAAGAGAUGUUUGAAGAUUAUGAAAAACCCAAAGAAAAAGAUCCUCCUAAACCAGAGGACCCACCCCCAGAUGACCCACCCCCAGAGGCCUCUACAAACUCAACUGUACCCGAUGCUAACGCCACUCAAUCCAUUCCUGGAGUGAGUCAAGGUGUAAAUGACACUAGUCCAAUAGGAAGCACAGGCCCUGUGCCGAAUGCUGAGAACAACCCUACAGUUCAAAAUGGUGUCUUCCCUCUCCCUAAAGUUAAUGUUUCAGGCCAGGGAGUACUGAAAAACCAAAUUCCGUGGAGACCAAGUCAGCCAAAUAUUUAUGAGAAUUAUCCUUACCCAAAUUAUCCUUCAGAAAGACAAUGGCAAACCACUGGUACCCAGAGGCCUAAACAGAAUGGACCUGGUUAUCGAAAUCCACAAGUCCAAAGGGGUCCUCAGUGGAAUUCCUUUGCUUGGGAAGGCAAACAAGCUACUCGUCCAGGAAAUCCAACUUACCAUAAACCUUCCCCUCCUACCUCAGGAGUUAAUUAUCCCAACUUCGCAGGAAACUCAGUCAACUUUGGAAGAAAACUGCCAGGGCCAAAGAAACCCUAUAUGGGAGCCAAUCCAGCCUCAAAUAAACCCUUUGUGGGAGCCAAUCCAGCAGCAAACAAACCAUCUAUAGGGACAAAUCCAGUCUCAAAUAAACCCUUUGUGGGAGCCAAUCCAGCAGCAAACAAACCAUUGAUAGGAACAAAUCCAGCCUCAAAUAAACCAUCUAUAGGAACCAAUGCUGCGUCAAAUAAACCAUUUGUGAGAAACAAUGCAGCUGCAAACAAACCAUUUGUGAGGGCCAAUGCUGCUUCAAAUAAACCAUUUGUGGGAACCAAUGUUGCCUCAAAUAAACCCUUUUCAGGAACCAAUCCGGCCGCAAACAAACCCUUUGUGGGAGCCAAUGCUGCCUCUAAUAAACCAUUUGUGAGAAGCAAUCAGGCCUCAAAUAAACCAUUUGUGGGAGCCAAUUCUGCUUCAAAUAGACCAUUUGUGGGAAUCAAUGUGGCCUCAGUGGGUCCUAAACAGGUUACUGUUAGCCACAAUAUGAAAACCCAAAAUCCAAAGGAAAAGUCCUUAGGUCAAAAAGAAAGAACAGUCACUCCCACCAAAGAUACCAGCAACCCCUGGAGAACCUCUAAACAGUAUGGAACCAACAAUCCAAACUAUAAUUGGCCUGGCUCUGAGGGUAGCAUAGUAGGCCCAAAAUUUAAUUCCUUUGAUCAACAAGAAAAUUCCUACUUUUCAAGAGGAGAUUCCAAAAGAGUACCAAGUCCUAAUAUACAAAUCCAAAGCCAGAAUUUGCCCAAAGGAAUUGCUUUAGAGCCAAGAAGAACCCCAUUUCAAUCAGAAACUAAAAAAUCUGAAUUAAAGCAUAGUGCACACCAGCCUGCAUACCCUAAGAAAAUCCCUUCUCCUACAAGAGAGCAUUUCCCUGCUGGAAGAAAGACCUGGAAUCACCAAAAAAUCCUUCCACCCUUAAAGGAAGACCAUGGGAGGCACGAAGACAAUUUACUUCAUCCUUCCUAUGGCUCUAGAGGAAAUAUUUUUUACCAUGAAUAUACCAAUCCUUAUCCUAGCGAAAAAUCGCAGUACAUUAGAAGCAAUCCAUGGGAUAAGAGGGUCGGUUCUCCCAGUACUAUGAUGCAACCACAAAACCCACAGUACACCAUGACUUCUCUAGACCAGAAGGAGACAGAGCAGUACAAUGAAGAGGACCCAAUUGAUCCAAAUGAAGAUGAAUCUUUUCCAGGGCAAAGUAGAUGGGGUGAUGAAGAGCUGAACUUCAAAGGAAACCCAACAGUUAGGCAGUACGAAGGUGAGCAAUACGCCUCAACCCUAGCGAAGGAAUACCUUCCGUAUUCCUUAAGUAACCCACCAAAGCCCAGUGAAGAUUUUCCUUACAGUGAAUUCUAUCCCUGGAACCCACAUGAAACUUUUCCAAUAUAUAACCCAGGUCCUACUAUAGCACCACCUGUGGACCCCAGGAGUUAUUAUGUUAAUAACGCCAUAGGACAAGAAGAGAGCACUCUCUUUCCUUCAUGGACUUCCUGGGACCACAGGAAUCAAGCUGAGAGGCAGAAAGAAAGUGAGUCAUAUUUCAACAGAAAUGUCUGGGAUCAGUCAAUGAAUUUACACAAAUCUAAUAUACCAAACCAUCCUUAUUCCACUACCUCCCCUGCUGGAUUUCCAAAAGAUCCAACAUGGCUUGAAGGUGAGAAUUUGAACUAUGAUUUGCAAAUUCCUAGUUUAAGUCCACCAGAGAGAGAACAGUUAGCUUUCCCAGACUUCAUGCCUCAAAGUUACCCAACAGGCCAAAAUGAAGCACACUUAUUUCACCAAAGUCAGAGAGGGUCUUGCUGCAUUGGUGGCUCCACAGGACAUAAAGACAAUGUGCUGGCUCUACAAGACUACACUUCAUCCUAUGGUCUUCCACCAAGGAAGAACCAAGAAACCAGUCCUGUGUAUGCAGAAAGCAGUUACACCAAGUACGCAAGACCUAAAGUUUCUCCAGCAAGCAUCCUACCUAGUCAAAGAAAUAUCUCUGAGAACAAACUAACUGCAGAAAGCCCAAACCCAAGCCAAUUUGGAGAGGGUGUGCCUACUGUGAGGAGAAACACUCCACAUUCUGGGAAGAAUCAAUUGGAGACAGGAAUUAUGGCCUUUUCUGAAGCCAGCUCUCCUCAGCCCAAAAGCACACCCUGUCUUAAAAGUGACCUUGGAGGAGAUCGGAGGGAUGUCCUGAAACAAUUUUUUGAAGGCAGCCAGCUGAGUGAAAGAACUGCCGGCCUUACUCCUGAGCAGCUGGUUAUCGGCACUCCUGAUAAAGGCUCUGGCCCAGAUAGCAUACAAAGCGAAGGCCAAGGAAACGAGGGGGAGGUGCAGCAGCAAAGGCCACCUACCGUCCUGAAGUUGCCAUGCUUUGACUCCAAAUUAGCAAAGUUUCACUCUUCUACCACUGGACCUCCAACUAACAAUGGAAGACCAAGCCUACUUAAUGGUGCUCUCUCCAAACCCACUGAAAGUCCUAACACAUUGGUUGGGUUAGCUACUAGGGAACAAUUUAAAAGUAUAAAUGUAGAUCAACUUAAUGCAGAUGAACACACUACCCUUGAGUCUUUCCAAGGAACCAAUCCACAGGACCAAGAACACGGCUGCUUACUGCUUCAGGCUUAG